AAGGGGCGUGGCUGCUUGGAGGAGGCGGAGCCCGAGAGGAGCCACCGCCCCGCUCCCGAAGCCCCGCCCCACCCUCUUUUCUCCCGUUCGGCGGCUGAAGUCACCUGGAUUGUCUCCGCUGCCUUUCCUCCGCGGGUUCCUCCUCGCCUGCUUCGGCGCUGGAUCCUUCUUCGCAAGAGGCUGCUUCCUCGGCCCCGAUUCUGCCAGCUGGAGCUGCCUGGAAAAAGCCUCUUGCCAAAUCUUGGCCUGCAGGGCCCUUCAAGUGAACAGCCUCCAGAAACGAUGCAACGGGGAAAACCCUUGGAGCCAAAUCCCCCUCAGAGGACCCGGGAGAGACUCUCCACGUGCUCUGAGUGUGGGAAACCCUUUGCUUACCGGUCCCUCCUUUUGAUCCACCGGAAGCUGCACACGGGGAACAGAUCCCAUCUGUGUUCGGCAUGUGGGAAAUCCUUUCCUGAAGCGUGGGCCUUUGCCCAGCAUCUCAGGAGCCAUCCUGGACUGAGGCCUUACAAAUGUGGAGAGUGCGGGAAGCGUUUUGCUAAAGGCUCGGAUCUUGGAGCCCAUCAGCGGAUCCACCAGGGAAAGAGACUUCGGGAAUGCCAGAAUGGGCGGAAAAGACUGGGCUUGUCUCAGAGCUCAGAGCUGCUUCAACAUCAGGAAAUCCACCCAGGAGAGAAAUCUUACAAGUUCGGGCCAGGCGGGAAGGGCCUCCCUCAGAAGUCACAGCUUUGGCUCCAUGAGAAGGAUCACCCAGAAAUAAAGUCUUACCGAUGCUUUGCGUGUCAAAGAACCUUCCCUGAAAUUUCCUCUCUUCGGAAACAUGAGAGUCAGCACACUGCUCCGGGAAGGGGAGAGUGUCCAGAAUGUGGGAAGUUUUUCACUUGGAAAUUAAGCCUGGUGCGACAUCGGAGAAUUCACUCUGGGGAGAAACCCUACGAAUGCCCAGAAUGUGCGAAGCAAUUUACGUAUUCUCAUGAUCUUGUAAAACACAAAAUGACGCACAAAGGAGAGGAAUGUGAGGAGGGUGGGAAACGGUGUCUCUCACGGACACAGACUGGGAUUCAUCAGAGCAGCCACACAGGAGAGAAGCCCUACAAAUGUGGGGAGUGUGGAAACUCCUUUGUUCAAAAGGGAGGCCUCUUUGAACAUCAGAAGAUUCACUCGGGGGAGAAGCCCUUUCGGUGCAUCGAGUGUGAAAUGUUUUUUUAUACAAGAGGAGGCCUCAAACGCCACGGGCAGGUUCACAAAGGGGCAAAAGAUUACAAAUGUUUAGACUGUGGGGCAGCGUUUGCUUAUUUGUCGACCCUUAGAAAACACAACCGCAUAAAGCACGUCGGAGUGACGUCCCUGAAAUGUUUGGAGUGCGGUAAGUGUUUUUCCAGGAAUGACAGCCUUUUGAGGCAUCAGAGAAUUCACACCAGAGAAAAACCUUAUAAAUGCCUGGAGUGUGGGAAAUCUUUUGCUUACAAAGACUAUCUUAAAGUCCACGAGAGAGUUCACACAGGAGAGAAGCCUCACACCUGCAGGGAAUGUGGGAAGGACUUCGUUCGUAGUUGUGACCUUCGGACUCAUGAGGAGAUUCACACAGGACUAAAACCUCAUAAGUGCUUUGAGUGCGGAAAAACUUUCGGUUGGGGUUCGUCUCUUCGGAGGCAUAAGAAAACACACGGCAGGCAGAAAAAAGAAGCCCAAAAGAAAACACAUUAAAAAGAAAAUAUGCAACUGGAAGGCCAAAUAGGACUGUCCGUUUUGGGAGGGGGAAAUGGCAUUAGGAUUGAGACAAAAAUAGAGCCUUUGUGUAUUUUUAUGAUGGAUACGAAUUGUAUGUGAUUGCAAAAUAAUUACAUUAAGGCUGGAAUGAAAACAAAAAGGAUAGGUUAA
Molecule: messenger RNA, 1881 nt
Organism: Crotalus tigris (Tiger rattlesnake)
Lineage: Eukaryota; Metazoa; Chordata; Lepidosauria; Squamata; Viperidae
Product: zinc finger protein OZF-like
Exons: 2
Coding region: 283-1707 (474 amino acids)
Source: RefSeq, a predicted model, not a curated record